Messenger RNA from Bombyx mori (domestic silkworm), 4617 nucleotides. RefSeq names its product alpha-N-acetylglucosaminidase (gene Naglu). The record is from RefSeq and is a predicted model, not a curated record. The transcript has a single exon. Bases 2020 to 4359 code for a protein of 779 amino acids. Lineage: Eukaryota; Metazoa; Arthropoda; Insecta; Lepidoptera; Bombycidae.
UGCUUUUACAACAAAAUCGCACAAAACAUUCAAUUUUCUAUAUAGAGAACUAAAUUUACGAAGACAAUCAAGUAACUUUUGUGUAUUACGAAGUCAAUGAAUUCCUAACAGACGGCACGUUUUCGGAAUUUCGUGUCGGCACUGGAUUGGUUCAUUUUAUGUUUCUAUUUUUUUUAUAAUAUACUAGCGGACCCAGCGAACUUUGUUCCGCCACACGGUUUGUUUCACACACAUCAACCGGUUAACUUCAAAAUUCUACUAUAAUUACCCAUAGAAUAUAUUAUUAUUACGUUUAGCUGUCAGUUACGUUUUGUUAUUCCAUAUCAGUUGCGUUUUGUCAUACCACGAUUUAUGUCACGUCCCAUGGGAAUUGAUAAAGAGUAUCCUAUGUCCUUCUCCUGGUUCUAAGCUACCUCUUCAGCAAUUUUCAGCCAAAUCAGUUCAGCCGUUCUCGAGUUAUAAAUAGUGUAACUAACACGACUUUCUUUUAUAUAUAUAGAUUAAAUCAUCAUCAUGAAAUCAUCAUAAUAUAUUAAAUCUUCGAUCAUCUCACAAUCUUCUUCUUCGCUGUCCUCCACAUAGUUCUGACUUUUUACAUUCUUCCUUCACUAUUUAGUCUAUUCUUCUAUGGAAUGCGCUCCCACUCAAAAUAAGGUGGGCCACUACACGUGAAGCGUUAAGACGAAGGUUCGAGAACUGUUUCUCAGAGAGUUAGCAGAGUCAUCUAAUUGCUAUAUAUUUAUGUAUAUGUAUUUAUAUCUAUCAAUAUUAUGUAUGUUAUAUAUACACAUAUGUUUAAGUAAUAUCACCUUCACACUACACCUACCAAGGUUCAUCUCUGCACCCCCUAAGGUAUACUGUCAGAGAAUGCGCAUGGCAUUAAGUCCGCCUUUAUACUGUCUAGUAUAUAAAGUUAUAAAUAAAUCAAAAAAACAUCCCACAAUGUUUCAACACAAAAACUCUACAGUCAAUGUAUUUAGCCCACAUUAACAUACGGCGCAGAAACAUGGUUCCUUACAGGUGAGACCGUGUAUAGAAUGGGCGUUUCAAAGUAAGCGAUGAAUCACUCUAAGCUAGCAAUCGGGUCUGUACUACCCACAUUAGAAGCCAAACAAUAUUAUAGAUAUUUGUUAGAGAGUAGCAGAUCCGAAAUGGAGUUGGGCUGGAGACUUGGCAGGACGAAAUGAUAAUAGAUGGAGUAAGACAGUGACGGAAUGGUGGCCAAGCUCAUAGACGUAAAGGACUUCUCCUUUAGCAUAGUAGUGCGAUGACAUAAUCAAAACGGUGGGGCAGAUGUGAAUGAGAAUGGCGAACUAUCGUACAUUAUGGCAUAAAACGAAGAGGGCUUUACCCCGUAAUUGGUAUCAAAGGGCUGAAAAUGAUGAUGAUGCCCGUCGCUUGCGAAGAAGGGCUCGACGAGUAAAUUAACUCACAGACACAGCCCACUGAGUUUCUCGCCGGAUCUUCUCAGUGGGUCGGAUUUCUGAUCCGGUGGUAGAUUCUGCGAAGCACGACCCUUGCUAGCGUUCGUGUUAGCAACGUCGUCAGAGCCCCGUGAGCUCACCUGCUAGUUAAGGUUACGCUGAAAUAGCCUCUCAAGACUCUCAGCUAAAAAAAAGAUAAUGAUGCUUUUUUACAAAACGCUUUUUUGGUAACCCAUUGUAGAGAUAACGUGUUGGCAUUCAACAAUCACCGUUUCAAAGACAUUUGAUUUAAAGUGAAUAAUUUAAAUUCGAAUCAGACACUUAAUAAUAACUUUGGUCUGAUUACAUAACAUGACGAUUAUGGUUAAAAAACAAUAAUAUUAUAACUAUUACAUUUUAUCUAUUCUCACAUGGUGAAUGUCACACAGUUUUUAAACUGAUUAAAAAUAUCUGAAGUAUGUUUUGGGUUUCUUAUCUCUUGGCGGGGGUCAAUGUUCACUUUCUUGUCGCCCACUUAUUGUCCAUUGUAUAGUAAUGCUCCUAUUGAAGCCUAUUAAAAAUAAACUCGCGUCAGUGAGCGACGCUCCGCGCUACAAUGCAGUACACGAUACUGCUUGUUGUUUUAUUAAAAUCAGUGUUUUCAUACAGUUUGAAUCUCGAUUACUUGGACCCAGUAAAGUUACAAACUAUCGCGCCGCCAGCGACACAACAAAAUGCCGCCACUCAAAUUAUUUCAAAAUAUACGACUAAAGUUUUAGUCGAGAUAAACCCUCUAUUGUUUAAAGACAAUAAGGAUGUAUUUUCCUUGCGCACGGUUCAAGGACUUUUACACAUACGCGCGACAACCGGUGUGGCGGCUUUAUGGGGAUUUAAUUACUACUUGAAAAAAUACUGCAAGAGUCAAAUAGCGUGGCAAGUUCAACGAGUUGUGGUGCCGGAACCGCUCCCAGAAGUCGACGAACUUGUCGUUUCUAAUGAUAGAUUUCGCUACUAUCAAAACGUGUGCACGGCGUCUUAUUCAUUCGUUUGGUGGCAGACAAACGAUUGGGUCGAACACGUCCAAUGGAUGGCACUGAAUGGUAUUAACUUAGCUUUAGCGCCAGUUGCACAGGAAGCGGCUUGGGCUCGCGUCUAUCGCAGCCUCGGAAUGACGGACGACGAAAUAGAUGAGCAUUUUACCGGUCCCGCGUUUUUGGCUUGGCUUCGUAUGGGGAAUGUACACGGCUGGGGUGGACCACUCCUCAAGUCAUGGAACGACAAACAAAGAGAAAUUCAAGAUUCCGUAAUCGACUACAUGUACCAGCUUGGCAUUGUAUCGGUCUUCCCGGCUUUCAAUGGUCACGUACCGAAGGCAUUUGCACGAAUAUUUCCGAAUGUAACUUUUCACGACGUCGAUACGUGGAAUAAAUUUGACGCUGAACAUUGUUGUGGCUUGUUCGUAGAUCCGAAUGAACCACUUUUUAAAAUAAUAGGGAAAAUGUUUUUAAAAGAAACUGGCAGUUUGUCAGCCACAAGUCACAUUUACUCUUCGGACCCAUUUAACGAGGUUAAAAUUGAACAAUGGUCAACAGCUUUGGUUGUGCAAACGGCCAAAUCUAUAUUCUCGACAUUAUUAGAAUUCGAUGACGAAGCUGUCUGGUUAUUGCAGAAUUGGAUGUUUGUUAGCGAUCCGUUACAAUGGCCUAAAUCUAGGGUACGGUCAUUUAUGACGUCAGUGCCGAAUGGUAGAAUGUUGGUACUGGACCUUCAAGCGGAGCAGUGGCCACAAUACGAACUUUACGAGAUGUAUUUCGGUCAACCAUUCAUAUGGUGCAUGUUACACAAUUUUGGCGGAACUUUAGGGAUGUUUGGUAACAUGAUAACGAUCAAUAAAGAAGUGUAUUAUGCACGGGCCCUCGCAAAUAGCACAAUGAUUGGCGUCGGCCUUACCCCUGAAGGAAUAAAUCAGAAUUAUGUAGUUUACGAUUUAAUGUUGGAGUCAGCUUGGCGUAAGAAACCCGUAGAAAAUCUCGAUACUUGGGCAGGAGAAUACGCGGAGCGAAGGUACGGUUGCAACACGACAACGGACGCCUGGCGGUAUCUGUUAAAAAGCGUAUACAGCUUCAAUGGCUUGAACAAAGUCCGAGGGAAGUACGUAAUCACUCGUAGGCCCAGUUUCAACAUUAAGCCAUGGGCUUGGUACAAAAGUUACGAUCUAUUCCAGGCUUUGAAAAAGUUUGUCACGAGUACAGAUUGUUACUCCGAUGGAUUUCUAUAUGAUAUUGUUGAUGUUACAAGGCAAGCGUUACAGUACAGGGCGGAACAACUAUACGUAAAUAUGCAGAGCGCACGCUAUUCCAACACUUUGUUGUUCAAAGAAGCGAUACAACAAUUUCUGGAUGCCAUGAUUGAUAUAGAAUCGAUAUUGCGGACAAAUACGUUUUUCGGUGCAGCCGAUUGGAUCGCUAAAGCUGAGAAUUUCGCGAGAACACCAAUAGAAUCGUAUUCAUAUAGUUUGAAUGCUCGCAAUCAAAUAACUCUGUGGGGCCCUAACGGGGAAAUAACAGAUUAUGCAUGCAAACAAUGGGCUGAGCUAUUCCACUAUUAUUACAUUCCUAGAUGGACAAAGUUCUUGGAUGUUGCCCUCGAUGCCAAAACGAAACGCGAAGUCUUCGACGAGAAAACUGCUCGGGAUAUGAUUCGAUCCACAGUCGAGUAUAAAUUUCUGUUUGUGACUUUCGACACUAUCCAUCGACCUGCGGUUAACCCGAUAGAUCUUGCUCUGGAUCUGUACCAAAAAUGGGCGUUUUAUCCUGGUCUCGAUGAUCUGCCGCAAAACGUUAUCCGCCCCGAUCCUGGAAAGAGAACCACCCUGCCCGACGUUGAUAAAGAAAGCGAUGAGACAGAAGAUCCCCCUUCCGUUAUUAUGUGGCACUCCACAACGCCGAUCAAUUAGUAAAAGAAAAAGGUAUACUGCAAUUGGCGUUGCUUUAAUAGAAGAUUUUUUUUAUUAUUUCUAAAAAUCAUAGUUUUUUCCUUAAGAAAAAUUCCGAAUACUCCGAAUCCAAUACAGGAAAAGAUCAAUUGUAGUUCCGACUGGAAACACUCAUAUAAUAAUAGUUAUAUCGAAAUCUACAUAUCCUAUUGCCCUAUCUACUUCUCAACUGGAUUCUUUUUUUUUAAUAACGUAUGAAUAAAUUUAUAUACGGCUGUA